CCAUAAGAGAGGUUGUGUGGCAGCGGCGUUUGCUAGCUGAAUUGGGGGAGGAGCAGCAAGGACCUACCCCACUCUAUUGUGAUAGCCAGGGUGCUAUUGCAUUGGCUAAGAACCCCGUUCUUCAUGGCCUUACCAAGCACAUGAAGGUGAAGUGGCAUUGGGUGAGGAGCAUGGUAACCGCGGGUGAAGUAGAGUUGCACUACGUGAAGACGACGGCGCAGCCAGCUGAUAUCAUGACCAAGAGGCUGGUUGAGCAGCAGCAUUGGAAGUGUUGCAAGCUUGCUGGGAUGGCUCUGAACUAAGGGGAGCAGAUUCUAAGGCCAACAAUCCGAGGGGGAGUUUGUUGGUGCAAUCCUAUGGCUUGCACUCGGCUUGUCGUCCUUGUUUGU
Molecule: messenger RNA, 389 nt
Organism: Closterium sp. NIES-67
Lineage: Eukaryota; Viridiplantae; Streptophyta; Zygnematophyceae; Desmidiales; Closteriaceae
Source: the annotation of a GenBank genome assembly